AUGAGGCCUAGGCUUGUACUUCUCGGUAGAGUUUGGGCUGGCAAGAGUCCACCAUCAGACAUGCGCAAGUGCACGGGCAUGCAGCGACGCGACAAGGCUCCUGCCCACAACCAGAGCCGCUGCUGCAACGACCAGAGCCGCUGCUGCAACGACCAGAACCGCUGCCAGGGCGUCAAGCUGCGCGCCAGCCGAGCCGGCUAUGCGCUCGAGUAUGGGUUUGCAACCGGCUGGACCCUCGCCCCAGCACUGGGACGCUGCAAGUGCACCAACCUCGUACCCUGUCAUGAUCCCGAUACCCUGACCUGCCUGCGUGCCCGCCACUGCUUUGGCGAUGACAGCAAGCCCUGUAUCGACUUCAAGCCUUGCACGCAAGACGACGAUACCCCAAUGUCGAGCACGUUUACAUUCUACGCCGCCUGUGUUGGUGCGGACAGGUCUACGCUCAUGGCCAUCGAACGCUCCCACAUAUACGGGCGCCUGCGUGCGGUUCUUGAUCAAUGUCGGCGUCUCACAAAGCCCUGCCGUGUUGCGCUGGGCAGUGAGGACCAUCUACACUUUGCCAAUGCCAACGUCGGGGGCAUCUACACUCUCCAAGUCGCCGUUCUGGCUGCCAAGCGCGCAUCCUUCCUCACUCCCAGACGUUCCAAAAACUCUGACCUCGAUGACAUCGACAUCGACAUCGACAUCGACAUCGACAUCGACAUCGACAUCGACAUCGACAUCAACAUCGACAUCGACAUUGACAUCGGCAUCGACAUCGACAUCGACAUCGACGUCCACGUCCACGUCCACGUCCACGUCCACGUCCACGUCCACGUCCACGUCCACAUCUACAGCAGAGUCCGUUUCCAAGUCGACUACUGCACCAACACCCAAGUCCGAAGCUACACCCACGCCUACGUCCACAUCAUGGUCUCGGCCCAAGUCUACGUCAAGGUCUCCGCCAACGCCGACGCCGAGGUUGACGUCUCGACCCACGGAACCCGCGCCUACGUCCACUUUCCCAUAUGCGCGCGAGGGCGCGUUGCAAUUGGACUCUUCUUCUCUCAUGCUUUGGGUGACCUUGACAUGCGUUUGCAAGUGGCCGAUCUUGUCAUUGAUCGGGCCAGCUCCACGGAUGAUGAGUUUGCCCUUGUCGUGAGCCCAUUGCAAACUCCAACGACCGGUCUCCUCGAGAUUGGCAGCUUUGGUGGCAAAACCAAUGCGUACAAUCUCAGCAUCACCGUCUCGCACUGCCAACAAAAGGUCUGCACAGACAGCCAAUUUGAACCAAAUGACUCGGAGGCAACCGCCACGACACUUCUCGGCAACACUUCAUGGUUUGAUUUGGAAAUUUGUUUCAGCGGCGAUGAGGACGUCUAUGUCGUGGACGUCUGUGCCAAUGGCAAGCUUCAAGUGGACGUCCGCUUUCGGCAUGCCGACGGCGACUUGGACAUGACUGUCCGCCUCAACGGAUUGACAACCAAUGGCAUCUCGGCCUCGGACAACGAGUCUUUUAUUGGUCCCAGCUUCUCUAAUCAAACCGCCCUCAUCAAGGUCUAUGGCUACGUUAAUGCCGUUAAUACCUAUGAACUCGAUGAUAACAACGGUCAAGGCUUCAAAAUCAAACGCGCCGAAGGCGGCUACACCGUGGAGACUGGCUUUGCCAGCGGUUUUGCCUUUGCCGCUGUUGCUGGGCGCUGCAAGUGCACAACCUUGGUGCCGUGCCGCGACCCGCAAGGACUCUCGUGUCUGCGCGCCCGCUACUGCAUUAGUGAUGAAGCAUCUCAAGCUUGCGUCUGGUUCAAACCCUGCACUCAACGCGAUGACACUCGCAUGAAAACUCAGGCCAGCUUUGCGGCGGUCUGUGACGGAAGGCGUGGAGCUCAGCUGACUGCCAACGAUCAACUGGCCAUCUUCAACUUGUCUCGCAGCGUGGUGGACAAGUGCAUCUCUGUCAAAAAGUACCUCGAGCACCUCGAGCACCUCGAGCACCUCGAGCACCUCGAGCACCUCGAGCACCUCGAGCACCUCGAGCACCUCGAGCACCUCGAGCACCUCGAGCACCUCGAGUACAUCAAGCACAUCAAGCACCUCGAGUACUUCGAGUACUUCGAGCACCUCGAGUACUUCGAGCACCUCGAGUACUUCGAGCACCUCGAGUACUUCGAGCACCUCGAGUACAUCAAGCACAUCAAGCACCUCGAGCACGUCGAGUACAUCAAGCACAUCUACCACCUCGAGCACCUCGAGCACAUCAAGCACCUCGAGCACCUCGAGUACAUCAAGCACAUCAAGCACCUCGAGUACAUCAAGCACAUCAAGCACCUCGAGUACAUCGAGUACUUCGAGCACUUCGAGUACUUCGAGCACCUCGAGUACUUCGAGCACCUCGAGUACUUCGAGCACCUCGAGUACAUCAAGCACAUCAAGCACCUCGAGCACGUCGAGUACAUCAAGCACAUCUACCACUUCUACCACAUCUACCACAUCAAGCAUCUCGACCACAUCUGCCACCUCGACCACCUCGACCAUCUCGACCACAUCGACCACAUCGACCACAUCGACCACAUCUACCACAUCAACCACUUCUACCACAUCGACCACCUCGUCCACAUCGACCACAUCUGCCACGACCACCACAUCGACCACAUCUGCCACGACCACCACAUCGACCACAUCUGCCACGACCACCACAUCUACCACAUCAACCACAUCUACCACAUCGACCACAUCGAGCAUCGCGAGCACCACGUCCGUCACCUCCAUGUCGCCCACAGGGAUGGCAUCAACGAACAUGCCAGCAAGCACAACGACCGCAAAUACAUCACCAAGCAGCACAACCAGUUCAUCGUGUGCAGCCACCUUUCCUGCCCCAGGAUGCUCAUGCAGCCCGGACGUGCUGGAACCAAACAGCCCUACAUCACCAGCACUGCUGAGUCCCAACCUGGCUAUGACUGGACUCACAAAACAGACGAUGAAUCAGUCAUGUUAACAAACACCCUUGGACGGGAUGCGGAUGCGACCAUAUCCGUCAUUGGGUUUCUCGGCGAUACAAACACCUACAACCUUUCGAUCAUCACGACGGGCUGUGUCCCAACCGUCAUGACGCCCAGCCUGACCCCAGAAUCAUCAACCACUCAGGAGCGCACGCUUCCUUUGGCAACCAAUGCUUCAGCAGAUAGGACAACGACAAUGGCAGCGACAACAAGCAGUUCAAGUUGUCCCGACUCGGCACUCGAGCCAAAUGAUUCUGUGGCCACGGCCACAAUGAUUGCCACCGACGUGGCCUUGCAAGGACUAGCCAUCUGCGAAUACGGUGACGUGGACGUGUUCAUCAUUCCCGUCUGCCAAUCCGGUGGCCUUGAUAUUCUGCUUGAGUUUGAACACGCCGUUGGCGACCUGGACAUGGCGGUCACUUUGAAUGGCGUUAACACACCCGUCAAUUCCGCGACUGACAAUGAGGUGUAUGUGGGUAUCAGCACAUCCGACCAACUUGCGCAGCUGUACAUCUUCGGUUUUCGCAACGCCACCAACACUUACACGCUGAACAUGAAUAUCGUGCAGUGUUGA
Messenger RNA from Monosiga brevicollis MX1, 3552 nucleotides. RefSeq lists its product as uncharacterized. The coding region runs from base 1 to 3552 and encodes 1183 amino acids. The transcript has 12 exons. The record is from RefSeq and is a predicted model, not a curated record. NCBI's taxonomy places the organism in Eukaryota, Choanoflagellata, Craspedida, Salpingoecidae.